Aspergillus neoniger CBS 115656 is the source of this 573-nucleotide messenger RNA. RefSeq lists its product as uncharacterized. The record is from RefSeq and is a predicted model, not a curated record. Bases 1 to 573 code for a protein of 190 amino acids. Lineage: Eukaryota; Fungi; Ascomycota; Eurotiomycetes; Eurotiales; Aspergillaceae. The transcript has 3 exons.
AUGGAAAAUAUUGGUACCAGUCCCUCUUGCGAAGGCAAUGACAAAGGCGAAAAUGCCGUCCUCAACACAUUCGACCUCUAUCUCGACAACAUCGACGAGACCACCGUUGCUAAUUCCGUACAUCUAGGUGGCCUCAUGGAUGAUUACAGUCAAGCCCUUGGAACAGGACAGGAAUGCGCGGAAAUGGCGUUUCCCAGACUAGAUGCCAUCCUCUUUCUACUGCUAGCCGAAAUGAAGAAGAGAUACCCCACGGCCUUGCAACCCUCCGAUUAUACACCGAGCUUUUUCAGUCAGGUUCCUUUCGUUGUGGACCGUCGGGUUGCGGGAGUACCUGAUUCUUAUCAGGAAACGGUGGACUACAUGCUGUGUUAUGGAUCGAUUCCGGCUUUGGAAACGAAUCUUCUGGUGUUUAGGGAUAAGGUGCUUCAUUCGGAUGCGAGGACUCGCACGGCCAUUUCGGUGAUUAAUCGGGUUCGGAGAAACAACCGCUUCAAGGCAGCCAUUUAUGGCAUUUACACCAAUUCCUAUCAAUGGACUUUUCUGAAUUACGAUGACAAUGGAGUGGUAUUGUGA